AUGAUCAUCACAUUGUGGUAUGUUACUGGCAUCAUAGCCGCCACCUUAAUCGCGUGGAACUUCGUAGUGAAGUACCGACGCAAUCGUGAGCAUCUACCCCGUACCUUUGCACGAUGUGAACGCACGCGCGAUGCUGUCGAGAUAACUAGCGGCAACAUGUACAUGCACACAACCGACGACGACGAUGAUGACGUCGACGUGGAGAAUGUCAUGGUCAUUGGCGGCCAGGGAUUUCUUGG
Molecule: messenger RNA, 239 nt
Organism: Sphaeroforma arctica JP610
Lineage: Eukaryota; Ichthyosporea; Ichthyophonida
Exons: 1
Source: RefSeq, a predicted model, not a curated record